AUGAAGAACAGCACGCCCAAGUCAGCGCAUAAAGACUCGAAGAAGAUGCACGGGAAAAAACAUUCACUCAGCCCCCCGGAGAGUCCCCGAAGCAAAGUCCAGAAGCGACUCGAAGCAGCGGUCGCAUCAAAGAAUUCAUCUGCGAACGAAGUCAGUACCAAGAAACCCAUCAAGCUUAUGCUAAGAGGAGCUCCUCCGAAACCCCAACAAGAGACUCAAAUGGAAGACGCUUCUGCCCCGGACGCCGAAAAGAUCCUACCAACAUUCUGUAGAUCCGACGUCCUUGAGAUCGCUACUGCAGCCCAAAACACCACUGCCGAUCAAUGGGAAGAGUUCAAACCCAAGCUUCUCAGCAUGCUGGAUCAACUGCAACCAGAUCCGACACCCAAGCAAUCGGAAGCAGCCGUGGCACGUCUCCAGUCGGCGAUUUCUAUUAUUGGACAAGAGAGGUCCUUAAUUCCUGCUGAGGCAUGGAAAGAGUACGAAGAGAAACUCAUCAACAAGGCAAAGGACGGAGAUUUCGAUGCGGAUUGGAACACACGACUGUCCAAGAUUGGCAAGAUCAUCUGGCAGGAAGAAGAACUGGUUGCGAUGGAAAGCAGAAACUGGGAUCGACUUCGUGCUGCCGCCCGCGCCUGGACCAUUCUCGCCGAGGUAACUGGUCCUAUGGGUGAUGAACAGCGUUCGAACGAAUGGCUGCUCCAGAAGCUUGGGGACGUUGACUUUCAAGAGAGGCUGUUUGCGUGCCGAGACCGACUUGUGGCCAUAGAAGGCCCUGCGGCUAGUGAGGAUCAGUGA
Fusarium coffeatum is the source of this 798-nucleotide messenger RNA. RefSeq lists its product as uncharacterized. Lineage: Eukaryota; Fungi; Ascomycota; Sordariomycetes; Hypocreales; Nectriaceae. The record is from RefSeq and is a predicted model, not a curated record. The coding region runs from base 1 to 798 and encodes 265 amino acids. The transcript has a single exon.